AUCACAUACAUCUCCUCUUUUUCUCCAUUAAUCUUCUAUGGGAUCCUUCUUGUUCUUCCUGACUAGUUUCUUUUUCUAUCCUCUGAUCUCUGGCAUUUCUUUCUCAGAGUUUGUCUAUCCAAAUUUCACUGCUUCUUAUCUUCAAUUUGUUGACGAUUCUGGUGCAUUCCUCUUCUCUCCUAAUGGAGCUUUCAAAGCUUCUAUUUACAAUCCUGAAGGCCAACAAACCAACUUUUACUUGUGUAUCAUCCAUGUUGCUUCCAACGCCAUCAUCUGGUCUGCUAAUCGUAAUGAUCCCAUCUCGAAAUCUGGUAAAAUGGAUCUUACGCGAGAAGGAAUUAGCAUUUUUGAUGAAAAUGGCAACCUCAAAUGGUCAACUCUGAAGUUACAAGAAGCAGUAUAUGCAUUACAGCUGACUGAAAUGGGUAAUCUUGUUCUACUUGAUCAAUCUAAUGCUUCAAUUUGGGAGAGCUUCCACCAUCCAACAGAUACGAUUGUUCUUGGACAACACUUACAUGCUGGGGCAAUGCUGUCAAAUGCUGUAUCAGGUUAUAACUUAUCAACUGGUGAUUACAAGUUCAUGAUUACUUCAUCAGAUGCAUUACUGCUAUGGCGAGGACAGAUAUAUUGGAAACUAUCAAUGGAUACCCAAGCAUACAUGAAUUCAAAUUAUGUAGUGAAUUAUAUGGCAAUAAAUAAAACUGGUCUUUAUCUGUUUGGCGGUAAUGGAUCUGUGGUGGUAACUCAGGUGAGCUUGUCGCUGUCCAACUUUAGGAUUGCCAAGUUAGAUCUCUCCGGCCAGUUUACUGUUCUUAGUCUUUCUGGCAAUGACUUGAAGAAGGAGUUUCUUGGUCCAGUUGAUAGCUGCCGCAUUCCAUCAAUUUGUGGUACGGCCGGAUUAUGUACUGCCGACAGUACGACCAAUACUCCUGUUUGUUCUUGUCCGGCAGGCUUUAGUGCAGCUUCAAAUAGUAAAGGUGGUUGUUUGCCCAGUGAUGCCUCUCACUCUCUGCCUGUUGCUUGUGAUUCUACAAAUAAUGGUAGUCAGUUGAAUUCUUCAGUUGAAUCGUAUCUAAGGCUUGGGUACGGUAUGAAUUAUUUUUCUCUUCUUUUCUCUGAGCCUAGGUAUGAUGUAGAUUUGUCAGCAUGUCAAAAUUUAUGCUCAGGUGACUGUUCUUGCUUAGGAAUUUUCUAUGACAGUGCAUCUGCUCAUUGUUAUGUCCUUGAAAGUGAGCUAGGCUCUAUUAUAUCGAGCAAUACAUUGGGAAAUGAUUUGCUGGGCUACAUUAAAGUCCUUGUUGGACAAAGGCGACGAAGCUCCACUGGCAGUCCUGGUAAUCAAAGAAAAGGCUUUCCUGUAGUUGCUCUUGUUCUCUUACCUUUUACUGGCUUCUCCUUGUUAGUUGUUCUGGGUUUGCUCUGGUGGAGAAGAUCAAACAUAAUCAUGCUUAGAGAGAUAAAAUUGGGGCAGCCUAAUUCACUUUCUUUGGAAGAUCUGGAAGCUUUUAACAUUCUAGGCUUGCCUCAAAGGUUUUACUAUGAAGACCUCAAGGCUGCUACUGAUAAUUUUAAAAACCGGAUAGGAUCAGGUGGAUUUGGUACUGUAUAUAAAGGUAUAUUGCCUGACAAAACAAUGGUGGCUGUGAAGAAGAUAACAAAUCUGGGCAUUCAGGGUAAAAAUGAAUUUUUCACUGAAGUUGCAAUUAUUGGAAAUAUUCACCAUGUUAAUCUGGUCAAGUUGAGAGGGUUUUGUGCCCAAGGGCAACAACGCUUAUUGGUUUAUGAGUAUAUGAAUCGGGGCUCACUUGAUCGAACCCUCUUUGGCAAUGGACCGGUGUUGGAAUGGCAAGAGAGGUUUGAUAUAGCACUAGGUACAGCACGUGGUCUUGCGUACUUGCAUAGUGGGCGUGAACAAAAAAUCAUCCACUGUGAUGUCAAACCAGAGAACAUUUUAUUGCAAGAUCAUUUUCAGGCAAAGAUUUCUGAUUUUGGGCUCUCAAAGCUUCUAAACCCCGAACAAUCUAGUCUGUUUACAACAAUGAGAGGCACUCGUGGGUACCUUGCCCCUGAAUGGCUCACUAACUCAGCAAUUUCAGAAAAGACUGAUGUUUAUAGUUUCGGAAUGGUGUUGCUCGAACUUGUGAGUGGGAGGAAAAAUUGUUCAGUACCAUCACAAAGCCGUAGUGUGGUUGGCAGUAACAGUGGCGGUGGCAACUCCUCAUCCUCUUCAGGGUCUGGACUUGUUUAUUUUCCACUAUUCGCACUGGAGAUGCAUGAGCAAGGAAGGUAUUUGGAGCUUGCCGAUCCAAGAUUAGAGAGUCGGGUGACAAGUGAAGAGGUGGAAAAAUUAGUGCGUGUUGCAUUGUGCUGUGUUCAUGAGGAACCAGCACUGAGGCCGAAUAUGGUUACUGUUGUUGGCAUGUUGGAAGGUGGGAUCCCUUUAACUCAACCAAGAAUGGAAUCUCUAAACUUUUUGCGCUUUUAUGGGCGUAGGUUUACUGAAGCUUCCAUGAUAGAAGAGCAAGACAAGCAAAGUAAUAUUAUGCCUCACCAACAUGCUGUCACUGCUACUUCAAUAACAGGUUCUUUUACUGGUUUUUCUUAUAUAUCAUCUCAACAAAUUUCAGGCCCAAGAUGAUUUGAAUGUCUGUGAGAUCUUAUCAAUUGAGCUAUAUGUUAUUGAGAAUUAAAAUGGUUUCCUUGGUACUUGAAAUCAGGAUUAACUUGUACAAUUUGUACAUUUUGUCAAAAAGUCCAAUGAGCAGUGGAUGGUUAUGUUCUGCAUAGUUUGUGUAAAAAUGGUUCUUGAGUUGAUAUAAGAUUUGUUUACAUGCAGAUUAGAUUACCACUUUUUCUUGGAAUAAUUUUCCACCUGACUU
This is a messenger RNA of Rubroshorea leprosula, 2879 nucleotides long. Lineage: Eukaryota; Viridiplantae; Streptophyta; Magnoliopsida; Malvales; Dipterocarpaceae. The record is from the annotation of a GenBank genome assembly.